GUAUCUUCAUCUGGAGUAAUUCAACUCGAUAUUGAAUAUAAGCAUACAUUUAAAUUAUUUUACCAGUAUUUAAAAACACUGGGUGAAGAGCUUGCUUACAGGGACGUGAUAUAAAAUCAUUUAAGGCUGCAAGGAAUAUGGCAUUGGCAAUAAUGUUAUCUCUUCGUCUUUCGCUGUAUUUUGUGUAUAGCCUGGGUCUUAUUUCGGCAGACUUUAGAUUCUCUAUUCCGGAAGAAAUGCAUAAAGGUGCCCUCAUUGGAAAUGUUAUUAAAAAUCUGAAUUUGAACCUGGAAGGAUUGUCUUCUAGAAAAUUCCGUCUUAUUUCUAAGGGAGGUAAGCAGUAUUUUGCUAUCAAUUUAGAGAACGGAGACAUAUUUGUUAAUGAAAGGAUAGACCGAGAAGGUAUUUGUGGGAAGACGGUUCCUUGUUUUCUUGGACUUCAGAUCGUUUUAUCAGCUCCUUUGGAAUUAUAUAAUAUUCAAAUUGAAGUAAAAGAUAUAAAUGACAAUUCGCCUGUGUUCCCAUUUAAAGAAGUACAAUUUAAUAUUUCAGAAUCAGUUUCUCCAGGAAGAAGGUUCCCUAUUGAGAGUGCCUAUGAUCUUGAUGUGGGCUCAAAUGCAGAAUGUAACUAUAGGAUUAACCCGAAUCAUUAUUUUAUACUAGAUAUCAGAAAUUCGAGUUACGGUGCCACUGUGACUGAGCUUGUACUCAAUAAAUCUCUAGACAGAGAAACAGAAUAUAUACAUUACCUUUAUCUCUUUGCAGAGGAUGCUGGCGAUUUUGCAAGAUAUGCCUCAUCUAGAAUCGUUAUUAAUGUGUUGGAUGCCAAUGAUAACCCACCUAGUUUUGAGAAACUAGUUUACAAUGCUAGUGUAAACGAAGGAGUGCAUGUAGGAACCUUGGUUAUUAGGCUUACAGCCACGGAUAUAGAUGAAGGCACAAAUGGAGAAAUAGUAUAUUCAUUUAAGGGCAAUAUACCUAGUGAGCACGAUCAACUGUUUGGAAUUAAUUCCUCCACUGGGGAAAUUAGAGUGAAAGGUGCUUUAGACUUUGAAGGGGGGAAGUUUUAUCAACUGUACGUUCAAGCUUCAGACAAAGGAAUCACCCCACUGCUUGGAUAUUGUAAGCUCCUGGUUGAAAUAAUAGAUAUCAAUAAUAAUGCACCAGAAAUAUUACUAACUUCAGUUUCUAGUCCCGUCCGAGAAGAUGCAGUUAUUGGGACUAUUGUAGCUUUUAUCGAAGUAAGAGAUUUGGAUUCUGGAUUAAAUGCACAAGUGCAUUGUCAAUUACAAGAAAAUGUUCCAUUUGUGCUCAAGUCGUUUGAUAAUUAUUAUACUUUAGCAACUGCAGGGCCGUUAGAUAGAGAAAAUGUUCCCUUUUACAAUAUCACGGUUCUUGCCACUGAUUCAGGGUCUCCUUCACUUUCAACUGAAAAAAAUAUUUUUGUCCAGAUUUCUGAUGUUAAUGAUAAUGCACCUUAUUUUUUAAAGGACUCUUUUAAUAUAUACAUACCAGAAAACAAUUCACCAGGAGAUUUCUUGUACCAAGUAAACGCCUUUGACCAAGACUUAAACGAUAAUGGGAAAAUUACAUAUUCUAUUUUGGAGAAAGAAAUCAAUGAUCUGCCUGUGGAACAUUAUGUAGUAAUAAGUUCGGAGACUGGGAAUCUAUAUGCACAAAGUAUUUUCGAUUACGAAAAACUCAAAGCGUUUGAUAUCCGGAUUCAAGCUGCUGAUCACGGAGAUCCACCCAUGAGCUGUAUUGUCAGUGUAAAUAGUGUUGUUGUUGACCAAAACGACAACGAUCCAGUCUUUUUGCAUCCCAUUAUAAAUGAUGGCACUGUGCCAGUAGAGUUGGUACCACGUUCUGCCGAAGCAGGAUAUUUGGUAACGAAGGUUAUUUCUGUUGAUGCAGACACUGGUCAAAAUGCUUGGCUGUCAUAUCAAUUCUUACAGUGCAGUGAUCCCACACUAUUCAGCCUUGAACCCCAAACCGGCGAAAUCAGAACCUUACGCACCCUUAAAACAUCAGAUUCUAGCAAGCAAAAGGUUAUAGUGCAGGUAAAGGACAACGGCCACCCCCCUCGGUCUGCUACGGUAGCCAUUGGCAUAUUACUGUUCGACAGUCUUCCACAAGUUAUCCCAGAAUUUGACGAAGAUACCAUCAUCCAGGAACAAAAUUUCCCCUUAAACAUGUACUUGAUCAUUGCUUUGGUUGCCAUUAGCCUUUUGUUUAUUGCUGUUUUAAUUAUAACAAUUAUAGCUAAAUUCCACAUGUUAUUGGCUCCACAUUUGGACUACGGACCGGCUGUAUGCUGGGAAGAUGCAUUUGACAGCAAUAAAAUAAAUAUUUCAGUGGAGCCAAAUACCGAACUAUUACAAGAUUUUACUGAUGUUUCUAAUUCGGGAAGACUUUCUGGUACUUACUAUGAGUCCUACCCGGUCUCUAAAUCUGAGAAUGACAAUUCAUCGCUUCCAGUUGGUGAGGGAGCAGAGGGAAUAAAUAAAAAUUGUUUCACUGACUUCAGAGUUCAUGGCUGGUACGUUCAGGUGCAAAAUGCAACAAGCCAGAAGAGCAAAGAUGGAAGUGGGGUAUGUAGUGCAAUACCAAUGGAAAAAACAGCAGUAUUAAUUUGCGGUGUAAACGAUGAAAACGCGUUUAGUAAAAUUUUGUAA
Molecule: messenger RNA, 2675 nt
Organism: Protopterus annectens (West African lungfish)
Lineage: Eukaryota; Metazoa; Chordata; Ceratodontiformes; Protopteridae
Product: protocadherin alpha-C2-like
Exons: 1
Coding region: 138-2675 (845 amino acids)
Biological process (GO): homophilic cell-cell adhesion
Cellular component (GO): plasma membrane
Molecular function (GO): calcium ion binding
Source: RefSeq, a predicted model, not a curated record